This is a messenger RNA of Knipowitschia caucasica, 5955 nucleotides long. The record is from the annotation of a GenBank genome assembly. NCBI's taxonomy places the organism in Eukaryota, Metazoa, Chordata, Actinopteri, Gobiiformes, Gobiidae.
AUGCGGCAAUUUAAAGCUGAGAGAAAACUGCGCAGGCUGUGGGUCCCCAUCCUCCUGCUGCUCCAAACCUGGGUCAGGCUCGUCCACGCAGAGGUGUCUGACAGAUCAUGUGCAUUCAAUGUAUCUCAACAAGAUUCAGGCCUGGACUACAUCUCCCUCUCACUCAACACCACUGGACCAGACUGCUCCUUCUCAAUCUCAUCUCCAGAGGCAGAAACCAAUGCUGUUGAGUGCAAGACUGCGGAGGGAAAUCAGAUAAGAAACAAAGUGGAAAGAAACAAUGACGAUGAAACGUUAACACGAGAUUAUCUGACGACUAAUGAACUGGGGGAAAACAAUGCACUGGACACUGGUGGAGCAGUUUUUAUCUGUCGCUUGGACCACCUGGAGCCCGGCUCUGUCUACCAUCUGCAAAUCCACACACCGGGACACGUAAACAACUUCACCAUCCACACCAGCCCCUCCGCGGUCCGCGCCCUGACUGUGGCCUCCACAUCCACCCAGAGCCUCGGCCUCUCGUGGCAGGCGGGACCCGGCCGAACACAGCGCUUCCGGCUGCAGCUCUGGGACCUUCUCCACCCCUCACACCUGCCAGAACUGAUAAGAAAUGAAACACUGGAGAGCACUGCGACGCAGCUUGUCGUUCAAAAUUUGCUGCCAGGACAUGUGUACAAAAUAACAAUGGUGACAGAGUGUGGAGGGCUGCAGAACAGCACGUCAGUAUCAGCACAAACAGUUCCUGCUGCAGUUUCCAACAUCACACUUACAUACAGAAACAGCACAAGUCUGUGUCUGUCCUGGCAACAGCCUGAAGGCCAUGUGGAUGCUUUAGCCAUCAGCGUCUUCAUGAAUGAGACCAGAGUUUGGGAGGCGGUCCUUCCCUCUAAUGCCACUCAGGUGAACAUCAAGGCUCUCAGCCCAGGCUCUGCUCAUAGGAUUACAGUGACAUCAUCAAGCCAGGGACUCUCAAACCAAUCACAAAUUACAUACAGAACAGCCCCAGAAAGAGUAUCUGAUUUAAGCCUGAGUCCAUCCAUCGAUGGAAGCCUCAUGUUGUCCUGGACUGCCCCGCCCGGCUCCUGGGAUGGCUACACGCUCUUCCUGUUUGAUGGAACCCAACAGCUACUCCACACACCUGUGGCUCAGGAAGCUGUAAAUUUCACCAUUCCUGGGGCCAGCAUUACUCCAGGAAGGGUUUACAGGGGCAGUGUGAGGGUCGAGAGUGGAGGCCUUUAUGCUGAAAGAGUCUUUGAGGGAUCCACAGCUCCUGCUCCAGUGUUGGACCUGCACAUUCGUCAUGCGGAUGAGACGUCUCUAAGUGCCAUGUGGAACCAUCCAAAUGGAUCUCGAGACAACUACUUUCUGAUUAUUCGCCAGGGUAAUGACACUGUGGAUACCCGUGAAGUGCAGGCCAACAUGAGAGAGUGCACCUUCAACGUGCUGACCCCCGGGAGGCGCUACACCAUCACUGUGAUGUCCAGGAGCAGGACGCAGAACAGCUCUGUGUCUGUGGAAGGCCAGACGGUUCCUUUGCCGCUGAAGACGAUGAGCUUGAGCAGCGCAGGAGUGGACAGCCUUCAGGUGCUAUGGGACAAACCAGGAGGAGAUGUUGAUACUUAUAUAUUUACCUUGUUUCAACACAGUGAUAUUGUGAAGAACUACAGCGUUCCAGAGGGAUCCUUGUCUUUGUUGGUGCCUGACCUGACACCAGGCACUCUCUACAGACUGCAGGCCUCCACCGUCAGCGGAGGAGCACAGUCCAGAUCCACCAGCCUGGAGGGACGCACAGUGCCAGCAUCAGUUCUGGAGAUUACCUGUUCCAAUGGCGGCAGGUCAGAUGCGCUGCAGGUGUCAUGGCGACCGGCGGCAGGGGCUGUGGACGGUUACAUGGUGCGUCUUCAGGAUGGCAGCCGAAGCGUUCACUUUGUGGCCGUUUCCCGCUCCACCUCCGAGUGCUCCUUCAGUUCGCUGGUGGCCGGGCGCCUCUACUCUGUUGUCAUAGUGACAAGAAGCGGCAGUUUGGAGAAUGCGACCACUGCGCAGGCUCGCACCCAACCAGCCGCUGUAAAAAACCCAACAGCUGUUCACUCGGCUCGUGACGACUUCCUUAAGGUUUACUGGCGUCAUGCUGCUGGAGAUCUGGAUUAUUACAUGGUGAAAAUCCAGUACAACAACAGUGUGUUACAAAACAAGAGCGUUUCCGCAGGACGCAGCGAGUGCGUGUUCUCAUCGCUGAAGCCUGGACGCCUAUACACCGUCACCGUGGAAACCUGGAGUGGAGACUAUGUCAGCACUGCCUCCACCGAUGGACGCACCUUUCCAGCUGCAGUGGGGGAUCUGUCUGUGGUCAGUGCAGGGAUGGCAGAUCUGACUGUGAGCUGGAGCCCGGCUCCUGGAGACGUGGACCACUAUGAGGUCACAUUACUGUUUAACGACUCUCAAGUCUUUCCUCCGGCCACAUUGAGCAGUAACACUCAAAGUCAUCGACUGAUAUCUCUGACCUCUGGCCGACUGUAUAAAAUAGUGGUUUCCACAUUCAGUGGGCCAUACCAAAGACCGCAGUUUAUUGAGGGACGAACAGUUCCUAGUACAGUUGGGAACCUACACUUGAUACCAGCAUUCCAAAAGGCUUUUGGAGGCCUGAUCGCCUCUUGGACACCUGCAGCUGGAGACAUAGACUUGUACAUAGUCUCUCUUUCCACUGAGAGUGAAUUUAUUGAGAGACGCCCUGUACCAAAACAUGUGUCAUCUGUGGAGUUUGUGGACUUGACCCCAGGACAACUCUACACGGUCACUGUGCAGUCAGAGAGCGGGAAGCGGACCAGCAACUGCACUGCUCACGGAAGAGCCGCACCUGCCCAAGUGACCGCUCUUCAGGCAGAUAAUGCUCACACGACUCACAGCCUCACUGUCUCCUGGGAACGGCCUGUGGGAGUGUUUGACAGCUACAAGCUGCAGCUGCUCGACAAGGACCGUUCUGUCCUCAUCAAUCGCACUGUGUCCAUGGAGAGUCGUCAGGAACAACUGCAGAACCUGACAUCAGGAAAAUGGUUCAUAGUUAGACUUGUGACUUUGAGUGGUGGCAUCUCAUCACUUGAAACAACAUCUGAAGGGCAAACACGCCCUGCAGCUGUCAGUAACUUGGCAGUUUCCUCAGCCAACAUGACCUCCCUGUCUUUCUCCUGGCGUCCUUCAGACGGUCAUGUUGACAUGUAUGACCUGUCUCUUUAUCGUGUUCCUGAGAGCAACGAACGAGAGGGUGCAGAGGACAGAAGAGAGGACUCACAUGAGUUGGUGGAUCAGCAGAAAGUCAACCCCACGUCACAGAGUUGCUUGUUUUUGGGGCUCACUCCUGGAAGUCUGUACAGACUGCAGGUGCUGAGCUGGAGCAGAGGCAUGAGCAGCGACUCCUCCGUUCUGGCCAGAACAGUGCCGGCUCCUGUCUCAUCUCUGGAGGUGCAGAGUUCAGGCCAUACAGACCGGCUCACUGUCAGCUGGGAACAUGGGGUGGGAGACAGAAGUAGCUACCAGGUGGCUCUUUACGAUUCAAGUGGAGCCUCACUCAGUACUCAGACUUUUGGGGAAGACCAUAAAGAUCACACUUUCUCAGGAUUACGCUCUGGUCAUUUAUACCGAGCCGAAGUCGUCACACACAGUGGAGAACUCAUCAAUAGUGUGACUGCUCUUGGGCGAACGUCCCCAGAUCCUCCCACUUACAUUUCUGUCAAACAAGGGCCGACAAAUGACACCAUACUGUUAUCCUGGGCUGGCCCUGCUAAUGGGGACUACAAUAACUUUAGUCUGCAGUGGACCCCCCCAGACUCGCUGACGGUCACCCCAGUUCACAUGACAGAGGGAAUCGUGAGUGGGAUGUUUCCUGGAAGACUGUACAACUUCAGUUUGAUGACUGUCAGUGGGUGGAGAGACCAGUCCAUGACUACGAGCCAGCCAAUCCAGCGCAGCGUUCGUACAAGUCCAUCGCAGCCAAGAUCUCUGCACUGCUUCCCCCUGUCGUCCUCCUCUAUCUCCUGCUCUUGGGGGCCUCCGCUCUCCGACUUUGACUCGUAUGAGGUGGAGUGUCGGCGUCACGAAGACCAGGAGCUGACCUCUGCGUUACGGUUAGCAGCAGGUGUCAGCACAGUAACCUUGGAGCACUUGGACGCGUACAGAAAGUACUCUGUUACUGUGCGAGUGUCUUCAGCCGGGCAGAUGAGUCCAGCAUCGUCACACACCACCAUCACCAUGAUAGACCGGCCUCCUGUUCCUGCUCCUACUCUCCGUGUGAGCGAGAGAUCUUCAAAAGUCACAUCGUCGUCCAUUUUGUUUCGUUUCAACUGCUCCUGGUUUAGUGACGCCAAUGGAGCCAUUCGAUAUUUCACUGUCAUUGUGGCCGAAUCUGACGCCAAUGAGAUUCUGCAGCCAGAGCUGCUCCACCCAAUGCCUUCUUAUCGCGAUUACAUCAAUAACUCAUCGGUGCGUGCAUACCAGACCGCCUUCUUCCCCAGUCGUUGCUCGCAGGAUUCUGAGGCCUCUGCUGGACAGGUGGUCGAGGUGAACCUUGGGGCAGGAGGGGAUCGGCUGGGCGGAAGCUGUGACUUCUAUGGUGAUGAUGACUUCUUUAUAAGUGACGGCUAUGGCGACUUCUGCGAUGGUCCAUUGAAAGCUAAAACUUCAUAUAGGCUGAGCAUACGUGCUUUCACCAGACUGUUUGAUGAAAGCCACCGAGAGUUUCCACAGCCGCUGUUUACAGACUCUUACCUGUCUGCUCCUCUGAGGACUCAUGCUGAACCGCUUGGUGGAGUUGUGGAGGGCUUGAGUGCCAGCAUGUUUUUGAUCGGAGUCCUGGUGACGAUUGCGGCUCUUCUGAUGUACAGACAGCGACUGCAUAAAGUCAGGGCGGUGCAGGACAGCCCAGUGGUGCGGAUGAGUAUGUGGAAGGAGGUGCCCACAUCAGGGAUAUAUGUGGGGGUCCGGAGCAACCGCAGAGUCACCAGUCCAAUCAGUGGCUGCCAUUUUGAGUCGCACUUGAAUAAACUCCAGGCCGACUCUAACUAUCUGCUGUCAGAGGAGUUUGAGGAUCUGAAGGACGUGGGUCGAAACCAAACCAUGGACCUGUCUCGGCUGCCUGAGAACAGAGGAAAGAACCGCUACAACAACAUCCUGCCUUAUGAUUCAACCAGAGUGAAGUUGUCGUACUUGGAGGACGACCCCUGCUCAGACUACAUCAACGCCAGUUACAUGCCGGGUAACAACUACCGCAGGGAGUACAUCGCCACCCAGGGCCCCCUGCCCGGCACCAAGGACGACUUCUGGAGGAUGGUGUGGGAACAUGGUGUCUGCAACGUUGUCAUGGUGACGCAGUGUGUGGAGAAAGGACGGGUAAAGUGUGACCAGUACUGGCCGGCGGACAGGGAGCCGCUGUACUAUGGGGACCUGGUCAUUGAGAUGCUGUCUGAAUCUGUGCUGCCCGAGUGGACCAUCAGAGAGUUCAAGAUGUCCUCGGAGAGCAGCUGCACUUACCCUCGGUUGGUGAGGCACUUUCACUACACGGUUUGGCCAGAUCACGGAGUCCCAGAGAGCACCCAGUCACUCAUUCAGUUCGUCCGCACAGUGAGAGAUUAUGUGGACAGAGCUCCUAACACAGGACCCACUGUCGUUCACUGCAGCGCUGGUGUCGGCCGCACUGGGACUUUCAUGGCUCUGGAUCGAGUUCUGCAGCAGCUGGACUCCAAAGGCACCGUAGAUCUGUACGGAUGUGUGUUCGACCUGCGGCUUCACCGGCAACACAUGGUUCAGACGGAGUGUCAGUAUUCCUUCCUGCACCAGUGCGUGAGAGACGUCCUUCGAGCCCGGAAACACCGCAGUGAACAGGAGAACCCCCUGUACCCCAUUUAUGAAAACUACAACCCCGAAUUCGGCCGCGAUUUUAUCCACACGGGACUUCUACAAGAUUGA